Nematocida parisii ERTm1 is the source of this 464-nucleotide messenger RNA. RefSeq names its product ubiquitin/40S ribosomal protein S27a fusion protein. Gene Ontology annotation, biological process: translation; protein ubiquitination; modification-dependent protein catabolic process. The transcript has a single exon. Gene Ontology annotation, molecular function: structural constituent of ribosome; ubiquitin protein ligase binding; protein tag activity. Bases 1 to 459 code for a protein of 152 amino acids. NCBI's taxonomy places the organism in Eukaryota, Fungi, Microsporidia. Gene Ontology annotation, cellular component: ribosome; cytoplasm; nucleus. The record is from RefSeq and is a predicted model, not a curated record.
AUGCAGAUAUUCGUAAAGACACUCACUGGUAAAACCAUUACACUUGAAGUAGAACCAAGUGACACAAUAGAGAAUGUAAAAGCAAAGAUACAGGACAAGGAAGGAAUACCCCCCGACCAACAAAGAUUAAUCUUUGCAGGAAAGCAGCUGGAGGAUGGGAGAACACUUUCUGACUACAACAUACAAAAAGAGAGUACAAUCCAUCUUGUGUUAAGACUGAGAGGAGGAGGAAAGAAGAAGAAGAGAAAGGCAUACACCACCCCAAAGAAAGUAAAGGUAGUUAAAGAGAAAAGAAAGCUUGCCUGCCUCUCUCACUUCAAUGUGGAUAAAGAUGGCAAUGUGCAAAUUCUUAAGAAGGUGUGCCCAACAUGUGGACCAGAAAUAUUUAUGUCAUCCCAUGCUGAAGGAUUCUUCUGCUCAAAGUGCUUCUCCACAGUUCUUUCUGGUGACAUGAAGUAGUAAGC